ACUCGAAUUUGGGACACAUUCCUGUAAAGGACGCAGCUCCGGUCAGCUGCUUCGCAAAAUCGACAAAAAGGAGUCACAAAAAAACGCGCGCGGUGCAUUUAGCCACAAAUCUCUGAAAGUGAAAAUACAAAUAUUGAAACAGUGAAAUCCACAAACCAGCCAAAAGUGAAACAAAAUUGAACACAGUGCUUAAUUAAUAUCGAAGCUAAAGGGAUAGAAAUCCGAUUAGGAAAAGGGAAAGCUGCAGCGCUGCUCCUGUUUGCCAAAUAUUGAUUCGCAAGUGUGCCGCUGAAAAAUCGAUUAUUAAAGCCACUUUCCACACAGCUGGUGGUUGUUGUUGCCGUGAGGAUGGAGGUGGUGCUUGGGGUGGUGGUUGCAUAGGGUUGCGUGCCGCGAUGUGGGAAAUCAACAGCAACAUUGGCACAUCCACAUCCAGAUCCAGAGGCACACUUCCAACUGUUUUGACGUGGUCGGGUUCCAAUGGCGCUGACACUACCGAAUGCUGCAGCGCAGCCUUGCAGCCAUCCAGCGGCGACGCGUUGCAUGUGCAGCAGCAACAGCAACAGCAGCAGCAACAUCAGCAGCAGCAGCAGCAGCAACAGCAACAGCAGCAACAACAGCAGCAGCAGCAGGAUACGAAAACGAGGAUGACAACGACCACAGGCAAACGCGGAGGACACAGAUACAGAAGCAGGCUCAGUCACCGAAGCACAGCAACAAUUGCUGCAUAUUAGGCAGUAAAGUAAAGUUAAACACAACCCAAAACCGAAAAGACUAGCCCAAAAUUUACUCAAAAACCAACACAAGUGGAAAGCAUUAAUCGGAAUGUCGAACUCUAUGCAUCGCACAAAGUUACGUUAAGUAUACGACGCGUAUUUCCAGCUGCAAAACGAACCAAAAACGAACCGAACGAAACGAAACGCACAGGUGCAUCUGCAGACCCCACUACGCCCCUAAAAGCCCACUCCCCCCCCUUUUCGAACCCUCAGCCCCUCAUUAGGCCACCCCCUCUGGGGUAUCUACACCAAUUGACAAGCAAUCGAGGCAAUGCAGUAUGAAUGAACUUGUUUAGUCGACAAUUUUUUAAGUGCACUUUCGUAAGGCUGAUUUUCAAUUUAUUUCGAUGUUGUGCUUCUACACCCAAAAAAAAAACCAAAUAUAACAAGUAACAAAUACAAGCAUAAAAGAACCCAAGAAAUUCAAGCAAUGAACCAAGUGAAAGUGUGAGUGUUUAGUGUUUUAAGCGAAGGCGAAAUCCGGACAUUUGAGAGCCUUUGUGAGUAAACGGCCGCCACAACGGAUAGGCCCAGAGAUCUCCUGCUGAUACAGCAGGCCAAGCCCGCCGGCGGCAGCAAAUCCUCCAGCGGUGGUCCAACGUAUAUCGGCACCGAUGCCGCCACAGCAGCGGCGGUGGCCAAUCUGCGCAGCAAGGUGCCCUCCAUCUCAAUAAUCCCGCUGCCCGUCUCGACCACCAUUGUGGCACGCAGUGGUAGCGGUGCCUCUGGCACUGGCGGCAGUGGAGGAGCACCGCCAGCACUGCCCCAGCUGAUCCAGUCGUCGCGGAGUGUGUCCACCAAAUCCACGGGCACGUCUCCACCAUUGGCCUUUAUAACGGAAGGUUCUGGAACAUCGGGUGCUCCCGCCCUGACACUGCUGCCACGACCCCAGCAGCAGCACCAGUACCAGCAGACCGACAAGUGCACGGUCCUCAAACUGGACGUACUGAAGCAGCAGUCGGGUGUGGCAGCCAACUCCAGCAGUAAUACCUACCUGCAGAUCGAGCAGCAGCUCAGCGAACUGGAGGCCGCCGACGAGGAGGAGGAGAACAUGGCCAGUUUGCUGGGCAGUGCGCCACCCGCCCAAAUCCUGGCCAACCAGCCCAUCAUCGUCAAGAUCGAGCCCACGCAAUCCUUCCACAUCGUGGACGAGGGCGACACGAGAGUACUGAGCUUGCCCCUCAGCGAUGCUGAUAAGCUGGGCGCCAGUUGGAUAGAUCUCAAGGAUAUUGCCGGCCUACAGGCCGGUGGCGGAGCCACCUUGCUGGACGUCUGCUUCGAGCAGGCCAACGAGGACGGCACCAUCAUAGCCACCGUGCAGCCGGACUUGGAAAACGAGCUCGAGGCUGAGCUAAAGGCGGAGGGCGAGCCCGAGGAUGAGACUGAACCAGAGCCUCCGGCGCCCAAGAGAUUGGCGACCACCAGGCCAGCACAGUCGCGGCCACAACAGCAGCAGCAACAGCAGCAGCAGCAGGUGAAAUUCCUAUCGGAUCCACCGGCAUUGGCACGCUCCAGCAGCUUCAGCAGUCUCAGCAGCUUUAGCAGCAUCAGCAAUAUCAGUUCCGUGUGCAAGAACAUGGCCAGCAAUACCAGCCAGGAGGGCUCCCUAAAACGCACAAAGGAGCGAACUCCUCCACCAAUGCCACCGCUCACGACUCACAAGCCCGCUGCCACAACAACAGCAACAUCAGCAACAUCUGCAGCCGCAGCAACAUCAGCAGCAACAGCAAGUGCAACAGCAACAUCGGCCAGAGAAAACAGCAGAGAGCACAGCAGCAGCAGCAGCGGCAGUAAUGGAGCCAUGACAGCUCAAAUUGAGAUAAUUCCAUGCAAAGUCUGCGGCGACAAGUCAUCCGGCGUGCAUUACGGAGUGAUCACCUGCGAGGGCUGCAAGGGAUUCUUUCGAAGAUCGCAGAGCUCCGUGGUCAACUACCAGUGUCCGCGCAACAAGCAAUGUGUGGUGGACCGUGUUAAUCGCAACCGAUGUCAAUAUUGUAGACUGCAAAAGUGCCUAAAACUGGGAAUGAGCCGUGAUGCUGUAAAGUUCGGCAGGAUGUCCAAGAAGCAGCGCGAGAAGGUCGAGGACGAGGUACGCUUCCAUCGGGCCCAGAUGCGGGCACAAAGCGACGCGGCACCGGAUAGCUCCGUAUACGACACACAGACGCCCUCGAGCAGCGACCAGCUGCAUCACAACAAUUACAACAGCGGCGGCUACUCCAACAACGAGGUGGGCUACGGCAGUCCCUACGGAUACUCGGCCUCCGUGACGCCACAGCAGACCAUGCAGUACGACAUCUCGGCGGACUACGUGGACAGCACCACCUACGAGCCGCGCAGUACAAUAAUCGAUCCCGAAUUUAUUAGUCACGCGGAUGGCGAUAUCAACGAUGUGCUGAUCAAGACGCUGGCGGAGGCGCAUGCCAACACAAAUACCAAACUGGAAGCUGUGCACGACAUGUUCCGAAAGCAGCCGGAUGUGUCGCGCAUUCUCUACUACAAGAAUCUGGGCCAAGAGGAACUCUGGCUGGACUGCGCCGAGAAGCUUACACAAAUGAUACAGAACAUAAUCGAAUUUGCUAAGCUCAUACCGGGAUUCAUGCGCCUAAGUCAGGACGAUCAGAUAUUACUGCUGAAGACGGGCUCCUUUGAGCUGGCGAUUGUUCGCAUGUCCAGACUGCUUGAUCUCUCACAGAACGCGGUUCUCUACGGCGACGUGAUGCUGCCCCAGGAGGCGUUCUACACAUCCGACUCGGAAGAGAUGCGUCUGGUGUCGCGCAUCUUCCAAACGGCCAAGUCGAUAGCCGAACUCAAACUGACUGAAACCGAACUGGCGCUGUAUCAGAGCUUAGUGCUGCUCUGGCCAGAACGCAAUGGAGUGCGUGGUAAUACGGAAAUACAGAGGCUUUUCAAUCUGAGCAUGAAUGCGAUCCGGCAGGAGCUGGAAACGAAUCAUGCGCCGCUCAAGGGCGAUGUCACCGUGCUGGACACACUGCUGAACAAUAUACCCAAUUUCCGCGAUAUUUCCAUCUUGCACAUGGAAUCGCUGAGCAAGUUCAAGCUGCAGCACCCGAAUGUCGUUUUUCCGGCGCUGUACAAGGAGCUGUUCUCGAUAGAUUCGCAGCAGGACCUGACAUAACAAGAGCAGCAGCCGUUCCUGGAGACGACCGCGGACGAUGUUGCCGAGGAUGCGGCUGCCGCCGGAUGUGUCCUGCCGCCGGUGGCGCCCCCUGCCGGGCAGCAACCAGCGCUGCUCGAGGACUGAGGGCCGCAGGAUGUGGCAACAAUAAUUAUUUGAGUAAACACUGCACUGCGCAUGCAGCAGAUACAAGAACUUUAUCAUGAUUUAAGCUAGCAUACAACCAAGGAUGUGAUCCUCGCCAAGGACUCACUUAAAAAGAACUCUAUCUAUAUACAUAUAUAUAUUAUAUAUGACAGAGCGGAUGACGCAAAGGGAAGGGAAAAUAUUUCAAAAAUAUUGUUAACUCAGUUAAGACUUUUGCUUCGUAGAGAACCGAAACCGAAACCGAUUGCAUUUCGAGCAAGGGGCAUCAAACUGAUUUUCGAGGUUAUACUAUACAUAUAUACACACAAACACACACACACACAUAUAUAUAUAUGUAACUUCCAAACUUUCAUAUCCUGGCCCGAGCAGAUCAGAUCGUCUAAGUACUUAAAACCAAGCGAAAUUCUCUACACCGCACAACCCAGGACCCGUAGACCCCAAUAAUUCAGUUCGGUUAGUGUUAACCCCAGAAAGCCCGAUUCCGAUCCCGCCUAGGUUGUCUUUGCCUUACGUUGUAACUAAAGUAUGUGUAUUAUAUAUACAGCAAAUGUAUGUAUAACUAUGUCGUAUCGGUUAUAUGCCUAACAACAUUAUUUUUUGUAAACAACAAAAUCGAAUAUCUCGGAAAAUGUGUUCUUAUAAUUAUAUUGAUUAAUGCAAUUACAAUAUAUUUACAAUUUACCGUUACGUUUUUACAUUAUACAUAAGACGCAAGAGAAGGAAACGGAAGUUUAAGGAUUAGAAAGCUGAAUAAGAAAAGGCUUAAGGACGAGCUGAGUAGCAGUUAAAGUGAGCGAGAAAUCGAAUGAAUACCAGAAAAUUUCAAGCAAGCACAUAAAAGUAUGCAAUAUUUUGUUUAAAAACAACUUUUUAUUAGUUUCUUAAAUAUAACAUAAUUACGUACAUACACACACGUAUAUAUAGGGCUAUAUAUAUCUAUAUAUAUAUAUAUAUACAUGAUAGACAAAUCCCAAUCCGGUUCCAAGGUUUAGUAAAAAUAAAGAGAAAUAAAACGAAAAACAAAAACUUUUGAUAUGAAAUCCUACGCAUAAUUAACAACUUUUAUUGUUUCUAAGACUUAAACUUAAUUAAAAUGGAAACCAAAACAGACUGACGGACCGACCCCGACAGCAUGCCACGCCCUCCCCCGCCCCACCCUCCACAGAUCCUGGCAGAAAUUUCAAAGGAGUUUGAUACACAAAUCGAGAAAAGAAAUUUUCAAAAAAAUAAUAUAAAGACAAGCAAACGGCGACUUUUUUGGUUGAUACAUUUGAAAAGAAUAUACAAUUAAAUAUCUGACUGACUAUACAAAGACGUUACACACACGCAUACACAUACACACACAUACACGCAUACACACACAGCUUACGAUACAUAAAUUAGUUAAACUUAGAGUAAACAAACAACAACAAACACAUUGGAUAGUAGGUGAUAAUUGGUGUGUCUUAAAUAAACCUUAACCCCUCCCCGACCCCCGCCCACUUGCUUAAUACCCAACGCCCCAAAAAGCCCCACAUUUCUACUAAAUGAAAAGCUUAAUCAAAACUUUUUUGAAAUUAUUCAAGUGAAAAUUUCAGCAGGCAGGCAUAAAUAUUAAUUAACAUUAAUUAUAGCAAGGAAACUUAUAAAUAAAAUGUAUACAACAAAACUACAAAAAUUAAAUAAAUUACAUUUUGCAAAUUCCACAAAAAAUAAAACAUGAUUUUGCAAAUUCACUUAAAAUCCUUUCCCUGAAUCCAAGCAAAAAUAUUUACACUAGCUUACAUAGAACUGGGACGAGGACAUGAAUAUUUCAAUUGAGAAAAAAAUCUAUGUUAAUGUAAUCGAUCGAUUUGGACAUAUUUAAGUUCGACAUUUUUGGCCUUACAAAACAAAAAACAAAAAGAAGAAACCUAAAGUACUUUAUAUAUAUACAAACCAUAUAUACAAUAUAGAGAAUACAAAACUAGUUUUAAUUUAUACAAAGCAAGGGAGCAGCUUUCAAACUCAAAACAAAAAUAUCCCCGAAAAAAACAACAACUUUGUUAAAAACUGCGCAUAAUAAAGAAAAUAAUAAACAAAGUUAAUCUAUAAUAUAAAUUGAAGUUAAGUUGAUUUGAGCGGUCGACAACAAGAACAUAAAUGUAUCUUUAAAUGAUAUAUGUAUUGUUAAAUUUGUAUGCUAAGUUUUUAGAAAGGUUACAUUUUUAAAGAAUAAUAACAAAAGAUCGCGAACUCGACAAGGUGUAAAAUGAGUACAUUUAAAUUAAAAUUUAGCAUAUAUAAUGCAUAAAUAUUAUGUUACGAUAUUUACAUUUAUAUAAAACAAAACAAAAACACUAAAGAAAACCGAAAAAACAGAAGUCCCAUAUUAAAAAUGAAAUAAAAUGAGCAGAACCUAUAAACUGAUAAGGGAAUUCUGAAUAUUAAAAAAAAAAAGAAAACAGAAACCGAAAAAGGUAAACAAUUAAUUAUACAAAACCAAAAACUUAUAAAGAAUGAAAGGCAAAUUAUAUAUAUUAUAUAUAUGAUUAAGUAGCAUUAGGCCGACUGUUGCACAUAAACACACACCUCACACCCACACCUACACUCAGACAAACUCACACUUGCUAAUAGGAAAAGCUACGAUUGAAAGCUGCGAAAAGGAUCAAGUGCAAAAAGGAGCUUUCAUAAACACAUUUAUUGCAUUAAGUCAUUCAUUUAUUCGGUGGGAAAAAAGCAAUAAGAAAUAGCAACUGACAAGAGUACAGUGGAUACUCGCUUGAAUGGAUCAUAAUUUUCAAAUUUUAAUUUAAUAUGUAAAUUGAAAAGUUUGACUGAACUUAUUCCGAAUAGCAAGGGUUUGUAGAUAAUAACUUUCAAACAUCAAGUGCAACCAUUUCUAUAAACGACUUAGAUUUAUUUGAAAUAUUUCCGAUUUUAUACAAAAAACGUACUCUUCACCUAAUAACCACUGUACUGUCUGUAUGUUUCGUACUCCUUUCAUCUCCCCUUUGAAUUUCCUGACCGACAAACGUGGCGUAUGAGUAAUAUAACUGGUCCGCAAACUUUGUUAUUUAUAUAUUUCAGCGAGCUAGACUCCGAGCAUGUUUAAUUUCAAACAAAACUAUUCAGUUUUUUAAUGCCAGGGCACGAACAUAAAUAAAACCGAAAUGAACAGAUAAACCGAUAUAUUAUUUGUGUAUGUGGAUCGGUUGUAAACAAAUAAAGGCGGAGGCACACGAAUGUUGCAUAAAUCGAAAAUAAAAAAAACACAAAAACAGACUAGGCAUCAGCUAUCGAACAGGAAUAAGCGAUAUUUUACCACGUGCAUAAAAUGGAGAGGAAAUCAUUUUUUAUAAACUAUCACACAUUCACAAAACACAACACACAACACUCACACACGCAUGUAGCUUUAGUUUACUAGGUGAAUUCGUUUUUAUAUAUUUGUAAAUUGUUUUUAGGUAAAUUGAAUUAUAUAUACACAGACAUUUAAAGACAUAUAUAUAUAUAUAUAUAUGAAUCUCGAUACAUAUACACGCAUAUAUAUGGAACAGAUUAUAUAUAUUAUGUCAUACUUCAUUAUGAUUAUUACGAUUAUUAUGAUUCAACACAGAAACCAGAAAAAGGCAAGCAUCUAAUGGUGAAACCAACCAACAAAAUUAACCGAGAACAAAGUGCUGGAAAAGCCGUUCAAGCCGCAGUUGAAGAUGCAGAGAUGCGGAAAAGAGCAGAAAUAAUUCAAUUCAUUCUUAACAAUAAAAUGUAAUCUGAAUUAUACAAAACAAAACAAAAAAAAAACAACAACAACAGCAAACCGAAAAAGAAAACAAAAGAAAAUCAUAAAGAAAACAUUUUCAAAAGCUUUUACUUACUUGGAAAUUGAGAUGGGUUGCGAAUCAGGGGCG
Molecule: messenger RNA, 7925 nt
Organism: Drosophila melanogaster (fruit fly)
Lineage: Eukaryota; Metazoa; Arthropoda; Insecta; Diptera; Drosophilidae
Gene: Hr3
Product: hormone receptor 3
Exons: 9
Biological process (GO): intracellular receptor signaling pathway; DNA-templated transcription; regulation of DNA-templated transcription
Cellular component (GO): nucleus
Molecular function (GO): sequence-specific DNA binding; nuclear receptor activity; DNA-binding transcription factor activity
Source: RefSeq, marked reviewed